Messenger RNA from Archocentrus centrarchus (flier cichlid), 3358 nucleotides. Its product is annotated as interleukin-1 receptor type 1-like. The coding region runs from base 225 to 2144 and encodes 639 amino acids. The record is from RefSeq and is a predicted model, not a curated record. Gene Ontology annotation, biological process: signal transduction. Gene Ontology annotation, molecular function: interleukin-1 receptor activity. The transcript is spliced from 12 exons. NCBI's taxonomy places the organism in Eukaryota, Metazoa, Chordata, Actinopteri, Cichliformes, Cichlidae.
CCCAGCGGUUGCCUAACAUGUUGGGACAUCAGCUGGCUUUCAAAAGAUCCCUGAAAAGGAAAUUGCCACAUGUUCCUAAGUCUUCACAAAAGAGGAAGUGGGAGCUGCGAAAGACACGUCUGAGAUGAGAUUUUUUUCCCCCCUCAGGAUGUUUUUACAAGAUUUUCACGUAAAUUAAAGAGGCAGUUGCCUUUACAAAAGGACCGGCAGAACAACAGCCUGCCAUGGGCCUGAGUUCAAGACUAGCAAAGCUUCUGUUUUUCCUCGAGCUGUGUGAAAUCUGCAGAGGAUUUGAACAGGGGAACUGUACUGACUACAAGCUCCAGUUUGAGAGGGUUUUCUCUGUUCCUGGAGAUGUGGCGAUGCUGAACAGCACACUGGUCUCUCCAGACGUCUUUGACUUCAAAACUGUCCCGUACACAAUCACGUGGUACAACUCAAUGUCGGGCCAAGAAAUCACCAAUCAAACUGGUCAUAUCCUGGUGAACCAGGAGACCCUGUGGAUUCUGAAUGCAACACUGAGUGACAGCGGGGAUUAUGUGACCAUACUGAGGACUCCUUCUCACUGCUAUAGGCAGGCCACCAAGCUGGUAGUAGAGGAAAGACUUCCAGGAGAAUGUGGAAGGCCGAAGAAAGCUUUUCAAGUACUUACAAAAGGAGUGACUGACAACCUGAGCUGCCCUCUGAGGGACCAUAUCAAUAAGCUGAGAAGCUACAACAUCACUUCCUCCAUCAAGUGGUACAAAGACUGUGAGCCCAUAGAGGAUGGGACAAACAUCUACGAGUAUUGGGACACCAAACUGAAAAUUAAUCAUGUGGAACUUCAUCACAAAGGCACCUACACCUGUACUCUAACAUUCACCCUCGGUGGCGUCAAAGGAUCUGUGUCAGAGUCCAUUGAUGCAACGGUUACAGAGGAGUACUCUUUGGUUCCACAAGUGCAUGAACCCACCAAUGAAGUAGUCAAAGCACAGAGGGGGUUCAACUUCAGUAAAAGGUGUCUGGUGUUUGUGCCGGGUGACGGGAAGCCUUCUGUUGAUAUCUUGUGGUUGGCCAGAGAGGAUUUCAUUGAGACUAACACCUCUCACCGCGUCCACAUGUUAGAUCAACGCCUCAUCAGUAUGCUGCCCAAUGAAGGCGCGUGGUUAGAGCGACUGCUGAUGUUUUCUGAGCUGCAGGAGGAGGACUUGUACACCAACUACACCUGUCGUGUGUACAGUGACAGGGGCUUUCCUGAGAGAUAUUUUAGUCUGCAACCAGCAGAUCCAAACAUCACACUUCCUAUCGGAUCUGUGCUCGGCAGUGUGAUGGUUCUCUUUAUCAUCACUGUCAUCCUGUACUACGUUUUUAAGAUUGACAUCGUGCUGUGGUUCAGGAGAGCCUUUCCGGUCCUCUAUAGCAAUAAAGACUUGGACGGGAAGUUAUAUGAUGCCUAUGUCGCAUACCCGCAGCCCUACGACCUCGGAUUCAACAAGGAAGUAGAAACCUUUGCCCUUCAGACACUGCCUCAAGUGUUGGAAAUGGCCUGCGACUACAAACUCUUCAUAGCAGGGCGCGACUGCCUGCCGGGGCAAUCUUUGGUGGACUCUGUUGAAGAAAACAUACAAGCCAGUCGCCGUGUCCUUUUGCUCUACACUGCCUCCACUUUCACCACCAAGAGACACACGAGCAGCACAAGCAGUAAUAAUAACAACAUUUCUAAGAGCGCUGAAUGCAGCGUUGAAAGUGAAAGAAACCCCAGUGACAGCUGUAGCAUCAUGAGCUCUGAAGUCAGCGAUAAAGUCUAUACUGACACAAGGCAGCACCUGGAGUAUAUGGCAGCAAUGCACAGAGUGCUGCUUGAGGGCUCUCUCAAGGUGGUUCUGGUCGAGUUGGAGGAGAUCACGCCAGCUCAACUGGCUCUAUUUCCAGAGUCAGUGCGUCAUCUGAGGAAAAAACAGGGUGCUGUGUGUUGGUGGAAGAGCCAGAGGACGGGGCAAAGGUGGAAGACACGCAUGAGCGAAACUGACGCAGAAAAAGGCGAAACGGACUCGCAGCUGUCACCGUCCCUCUCCCCUUCCUCAAGGUUUUGGAAGGAAGUGAGGUAUCACAUGCCCGUCCGGGGCAAGAGGGUGCUGUAUCCCGAAAAGACGGCCUUGCUGUAAUUCUGAUGGAGUUCUGUGUUUGUCAGAUAUUGAACCAGAGAGCAACUGGUUUCUAAUGCAAAUGUUUGAGAUGUGUCUACUCACACACAGACUAGUCAUGGAUACUGUUCCCAGAAGCAGUGAUGCAAAGACUCUGAGUCAGGUUAACAGCACGGGUACAUCUAAAGUUACUCUUUAGUAGAGAUGCCACCUAAAUCUCACCUUUACCUUCUGUGCAGCUUUCAAGCAGCACAUUUAUGAUGACAGGAAAACUGUACCAUGCUCAACGUGUUGUAAUCAGAGUAAAGAAACGAUGGAUGGUGCUUUGCCUAAAGAUAACGACAGCUGCUUAUGGACAGAUCACUGCAGUGCUUGGACUGUCCAUGGCUUGCCUGCACUGGUCUGUGAACUGUUGACAUUCUGUAUCAGAGAGGGCCUGAAAGAUAAUGUAGAAAAAGAAGGUUGAUCCAUUUAUUUUGUUUACCACAAUCAGCAACAACCCAGCUGACACUGGGUGACAGGCAUUUCAAUAAAGAGAGAUCGUUUGGAGGAAAUGAACAUAAUUUAUUGAUAUUCAGAAUUCAAUUAAGCUAUUAGUCUCUGAUGGCCCAUCACGGCAGAAUAGAAUCCCAGCAGUGAUAGGAAUUACUGUAGGAAAGCCCCCGCCAGAGAGACGCUGGCGGUGGUGAAGAUAAAGAUGGAGGCUUUGAUGGAGCACUGAGUGACUUGGGUAAGGUGGAGAUGGGUGGGGAGGUGGGUUGAACAAAUGAGUCUGCGAGGGAGAAUGAGCGGUGAGAUUUAAAGUAAUCAGAGUAGAGGCUGAUUGGCUUGAAGAAGGUGGGCAGAAAGACGAUUGGAUCAGAGCAGUGAUGUCAGCUUUGAGUUUGACAGCGUGCGAAACUGGAAGCGAAGUGAAGAAUAAACUUGCAGCUGAACACCCAGGAAAGCAGAUGAGCGACUGCAGAUCGUCCUUAUUGAACUUAUGCAUAAGCUUCAUUUCAGAAAAAAUGUGCAUGUAUGAUUAAAAGUGUAAAUAUGUAGCGAAAAAUGUGUAAAUAAUAAAAAAUGUAAAGAGGCACAACCAGACAAGGAUAUAUAUGUGAUAAAUUUUAUAAAUAUAUGAUGUUAUUUAUAAAUUCAAUGUCAUGAAACAAGGAUGCAUAAAAGUCUAGGCUAAAAUGUCUGCAUUUUUAAUCAAUGAUGUUUCAAUCGGAUGCCUGAAAAUUGUAAAUAUU